UUCUGGGAAAUGCUUCAUUAAGUCGAACUAUCUUUGGAGGUCUUUAUUUUCCCAGCUUCCACUGGAGUUUCCCUUGUGAGUUCAGGUUACAGGGCCCAGAGUUGUCUUUUUGAAAGCUUCCCCUGGGGUCUUUAAUGCUUUUAGAAAGAUUCGCCACAGAGACCUCCGGAGUUACACGAGUGUGGCAUUAUCUUGUCCCCCUCAGCGGCAUCCAUGCAAAAUUGUCAUUCAGAAUUCCAUGCUGUUUCACUUCUAUCCAGUGAGGAAACUCAACUGCAUAAAAAAAAGCAUAAAAUUGUUGCAGCUCUAGUAAUGUUUUUUUUAUUGAGAAUAUUCGAAAAUUUGGGGAAAAACACUCAAAGCUCGAUAACAUAGUUGAGUCUGUCGUAAAUAUGCAGCAUUUUAACAUAAAGACUGGAAAAUAGAGGGAAAUCAGAAAGUGUUUUUGAAUAGUAAUGUUCGGCUGCCUCCUGAAUCAAGAUUAAAACUGGAUUCAUAAUCAGUAGAACAGUGUUGGGCUGGGCUGUAAAACGCAUUAGUUCCAAUCUGUGACGGGAAACAAUAAAAGCUCUUUUUUUCACUCAGUCUUGACAUCACUGUCUAAAAAGAGGCUGUAAAGUCCAGUGUUGGUCUCCAUGGAUACAAGCAACAGGAGUCCCUUGUCCUCCUUUUUUUUUUUGAAAAGGAGAAGAAGAAGAGGAGGAUGCAACGUGUGUGUUUGUGUGUGUGGUCCAUUGUGUACGUGUGUGUACAUUAUCCAGGCCACUUCUUAGAGCCUCUCCCUCAAAGCCGAGUCUUGGGUCUGUGAGUCCAGUCUGAGGUCGAUCCUCUCUGGACUCUUUGGAAUGAACAGCUGCAUCAGAGGAGUUCAACUACAGCAGCAGAACAUGUUUGUCACUAUUCUGUUUGGAGACAGCAGGAUGGAAAUUUUCAAUCUGAACUGUAAGCUGAUACACUUCAUACGCCAUGUAAAGGAGAGGUGUGGUCUGGACUUUAAAGAGUGUGUGGACCUGAUGGACAGCAGUGGUUCACUGAUGAACUUAGAGGACAAGCAGCACAGUGUGGCUCGGGCCAGCAGCAUGUUGGUCCAGAGACAAUACUACGUCCUCCUACACGUCUGCCGAGAUGAAGAUACUGGUGGUCGGAAAUAUGUGUCUCUUUUGAACAACCACAGCCAGAGUCAUCCUGAGUUAACAGAGUUGUUGAGGAAACUAACAAACCCCAACACGGAGCGCGACAGACAGAUCAGAGGACGGACACAGAGGAGAUUUCCUGUCAAUCAAACCAGGAGCAAGAACAUCUCUGCAAAUAACAAGAGCCACAGAGUGAAAUAGUCUCUACACACUUUUCUUACUGCUUCCUGUCUGACACUUUUCUAUCGAGGACCUGACAGAAAACCUGACUCAUCAUGCAUCCACUGAAUGACUCAUCAGAAAUAGAAAUUUGGCAGAGAGGCCUAUGUUCCCUUGCUACUAACUGACUGAGUAGUUCUGUGUUAAAAUAUAAGUUGAAAGUGUCUUUAACAGUAUUAAAGUAAUAAUUCUUAGAAAAAAUAUCGAGCCAAGUUUAUUAUUGCUUAUUUGUGUUUAUCCCGAAACCUCUGAGCAACCUGAUGGUGGAUGUUGUGAGGAAAGCCCUGCAUAAAUAAAUAGAUAUGUGACUUUCAACUCAUUAGCAGCAGCAUCUGUAUCCAGAUAUAGAUCAGGUAGAAGAACAACAGGGUGAACAUUACAUAUUGUUAUAUUAAACAGUAGCAGGAAGAAUAUUCAAAAAAUUUCAGCAGAAUGUGACAAUAUAACCAUAGAAAAUAAUAAUAAAAUCAAAGUAAAUCCAAAUGAAUUGUUCUCAGAAUGAAAAAUACCAUGACAUCAUAGAUUUACUGGCAGAAUGCCUUUGGCUUGUUAGCGUUGUUAUCGACGGACCACUGAUGCUACAUUGGCUGUGUGUCUGUUUGCCUGUGCACCUGAAGUGUCAUGUUUGUAUGGAGUCAGCAUGUGUUUGUGAUUUCCUCACCAGACAUUUAACUAUGAAUCAAAAUCAGAACUGUCAGUGGUCCCAAAAAAACUGUGGUGUAGUUUUUCACUCUGAGCCGUGACCAGGAUCAGUGGUAUUCACUCUUUGGACAUAGUGAGUGUAGUUAAUGCAAAACUGUUGCAAUAACAAAAAUAUGAAAUGAAUAGAAGGAUUUCAUAACUGCAACAACUCAUAUCACACUGUGAAAAUAUGUUUAAUGUUAGAAAGAAUAGAAUAAGGACUUAAAAAGUAGACAAAUUAUGAAAAAGAAAAAAGGACUGAGAAAUGACCUAAGGAUCCACUGACACAUGGUGAAACACUGUGAUAUGAGGAUUUGUAAACACAAGGAGCCAGAGAUGUA
Messenger RNA from Pleuronectes platessa (European plaice), 2374 nucleotides. RefSeq lists its product as uncharacterized. NCBI's taxonomy places the organism in Eukaryota, Metazoa, Chordata, Actinopteri, Pleuronectiformes, Pleuronectidae. The transcript is spliced from 5 exons. Bases 846 to 1334 code for a protein of 162 amino acids. The record is from RefSeq and is a predicted model, not a curated record.